UCUUGCUGUCAUUUGACAAAUCUUCAUCUGGCACAGGAGUUCCAGGUCAUUAGGUAAGAGAUGUGUAAGAGGAUGACACCAAAGACACUUCCAGGAGGAUCUGGACGAAGAGAGGGAGAGAAGAACCGGAUGUUAAAAAAGAACCACCGCUACAACACAUAAAAUAUUAAAGAAAUACCAUAAAAGUGAUUACUUUCAUAGGCUUCGAUGUUACGAAUUCUAACUUUUUUUCCCCCUUCAUUUAAGAAACGUGUAAGCAUAAAUUUGACUUAACACCUUUAUUUAUACGAAUUUAAGACAAUAAGGCAUCUGGAAGCAACCAUUAUUGAUGUUCAAUACGAGCCAAGUAUACUCCUUUGCGCGAUUGGUCGAAGCGAUAGCAGUAGGUGUUGCCUAAAUGCAGUGCCCACCUACUAGGUCUUAUCCCACUAGCACAUCGAUCAUAGCGUAAAGACACUGCUGCGGGGUGUUGGCUGCGUUCGAGUAGUCGGAGUAGUCCAGUGAAGAGGGUAGCGGAGAGACUAUUUCCGCGAUGAGUUGUGCAGAAAUAAUGUAUCAGCCGUACUCGCCGUACUUUCCGUAUCAGAGGCCGGCGGCUGCAGCGGUGGCUGCUGCCGCCUCGACUCCUACAGCAGCAACUAGUCCCGUCACCUUAACGGCGGCACCUCCUCCCAUACCACAGACUCAACUGUCUAAAAAAUUUGGAAUGCCCAAAACAAACGAUGUUCUGGAACACGCUGCCGCUUCUACAGCUGCCGCUAGCGGAAGCGACUAUAGCACAACAGCAGCAAGAGCCACCGGCGAUUGUGCUGUAGGCCAUGCUGCUACCGACGCGGAGAAGAGCAGAGUAGCCUCAGGAACUGCCGAUGCCCAAUAUCUAUCGGCCAAUUGCGUUGUCUUUACAUACUACACUGGUGAUUUAGCAUCGGUUGUAGACGAACAUUUUAGUCGAGCUUUAAGUCAACCCAGCAGCUACUCCCCCGACACAGACAGAGGAUCGGUGAUGAAAGAUAGUCCACCUAUGUCACAAAGAAAUUUUCCACCAUCCUUCUGGAAUUGCAACUAUCAGCCCACAUCGACAAGUUUGGGUGCCAUGUCAGCUACCAGCACAAACCAUCCGGACAUCAGUUACGCAACAGACUCUUAUCAUUCUGGCACUUUGCAUGCUACAAUUCAUCAAGGAGAUCCAUGGCAUUAUACAUUCACUGGACAUGCACAAUCGGCAGGUCCAUACGGUGCUAGGCCAACUGUUCACGAUUUAUCAUACACAAAUAUGAGUGCGACUAAUCGUUUCAAUCCACAAUACGGCUCUUUAUUCCUCCAACCUCCAGUCAGAUCCACAAGACUUACGCCAGUUACACCUGGUUGUGCUGGUUUAGAAAAAGCUACAGAUACCUGGGGAACUAGCAGGUACCACGAACCUCUCACAGCUCACAAUUUAAGUCACAUGGAUACAAAUUAUGGUGCAACGUACAGUCCAAUGGGUGCUAUGACAGAUCACAACAAUGGUGGGUACAUGUAUGAGUUCUACAAGCUGCAGUCAAUACAUGCUCCUCGAUCGUACCGGUGAAUCUGCACAUCAGCCUUGCAAUGAGUAUGUUUGAACAACUAUCUUCGGACUGGAAAGUCAAGUGCAAGAUACUAGCAAAGACUUAUAUUGGUUUUGAAGUGCUUUUCAAAAAUUCGACACGUCCAACGAAAUUACAAACGGACAAAACGGAGGGUGACAUAUUUUAAUGACAUAACGAGUGCACGAGAGGAAAAGACAUGUCCCUUCUAGCCAUUGAAAUGGAAUUUUGUGGAUGCACAAAUUAUCUCGUUGUAUAUAAAACUAUUUAUUAUGAGGUACCUGCCAAAACUUGAAGAGAUUAUAGAAUUGAAUUGGACUUUAAUUGGGAGUUUCCUCAGAGAGUUUCUUCGAUGGUAUAUGUCCUUCGUGUAUACCAGUUCGACCUGCAUUUUUUAAAUCUGUAAUAUUUGGCUAGUUUUCAAAAUGUCCGUGAAUGUUAAAAUAAUUCUGCACUGUAAGUAGCUUAAUUGUGAUUGUUUUAUAAUU
Centruroides sculpturatus (bark scorpion) is the source of this 2056-nucleotide messenger RNA. RefSeq names its product transcription cofactor vestigial-like protein 2. The record is from RefSeq and is a predicted model, not a curated record. NCBI's taxonomy places the organism in Eukaryota, Metazoa, Arthropoda, Arachnida, Scorpiones, Buthidae. The transcript is spliced from 6 exons. Gene Ontology annotation, biological process: regulation of transcription by RNA polymerase II. Gene Ontology annotation, cellular component: nucleus. Bases 533 to 1570 code for a protein of 345 amino acids.